Molecule: messenger RNA, 500 nt
Organism: Aegilops tauschii subsp. strangulata
Lineage: Eukaryota; Viridiplantae; Streptophyta; Magnoliopsida; Poales; Poaceae
Source: RefSeq, a predicted model, not a curated record
ACGUUAAGUGUGGUUAGCCUCCUCCUGUACUGUACAUCGAUCAUGGUGAUGCUGAAGAAGAACACGAGCGCCCUGUGCUGCUUCAUGGCCGCCCUCAUGCUGGUCAUGGCUGCCACCCUUCCCUCCUCAUGCGACGCCCGCAAAGAGAUGGAUGAGCCCCAUUCUUUUCCCCUGCCGGCUUCAUGCUACUCCAAACACUUUCCAAACUGCACCGACGAGCGAUGCAAGAAGUUCUGCGGUGGCGACGACAUGCCGCCGGUUCCCGGGGCCUUUUGCAAUGACGACAACAACUGUUGUUGUCCCAUAUAGUUAAUUAUAAGCGCCGUUGAAGUAAUCCAAGAGAACAUGGAGAUGCCAAUAAUAUAAGCAAGAGAUCAGACCUUUUCUAAUCUUUGUAAACCAGCUUUUCCAGCAAUUUUGGAGUAACGAUUUCAUCAUUGUAUGUCUCAUUGGUUCGUGUACGUCGAGACAAAUCAAAAGUAAUGAAGCUUGAACAAAAA